AACAGGUUUGUGCUAAAGAAAAUGAGUUGGUCACAAUGCAAGAGACAUCAAUACAAACUCUAGCUAAAGAUAACAUAUUAGAAUUUGCAAAUCCUUAUAAGGUAGUUGGCAAAGGAAAAUCUAAAAGAACAAGUCAAAGUAAAAAUAUGUCACAAGAAACAAGCAGCAAGAAAAAAUAUAAAUAUAAUUGCAGAUUUUGCAAAGAACCUGAUCAUAAUAUUGCAACUUGCCCACAUAGAAUAUAA
Molecule: messenger RNA, 245 nt
Organism: Cetraspora pellucida
Lineage: Eukaryota; Fungi; Glomeromycota; Glomeromycetes; Diversisporales; Gigasporaceae
Source: the annotation of a GenBank genome assembly